CGUGCGCACACGUAAAUCGUUUUACAUUCAAUCUUUGUACAUCAUAACAUUUUGUUAUAUUUUUUUAUUUUUUUGUGCAUCAUGGCUUUUUUGAUUAAAUGUGCAACAUUGGUGAUUUUGGCGACAGCUGUCCUGGCGGAGUAUGGAUACGGAGGAUACGAGGGUCAUGGUUUAGAAGGUCAUAGUUUCGAAGGUCAAAGUUUUGAAGGUCAAAGUUUCGAAGGUCAUGGACUGGAAGGUCACAGCUUCGAGGGCUAUAGUGGAAACGAACAUCAGAGUCUGGGUCAACAUCACGGAGAUGAAUAUGAUGUAGAUUAUCAUGCACAUCCAAAAUAUUCCUUCGACUACUCUGUAAAAGACCCACAUACUGGUGACGACAAAGAACAUUGGGAGACCAGAGAUGGUGACAAAGUGAAAGGAACUUAUACAUUGGUUGAAACUGACGGAACCAAGCGUAUUGUAGAAUACGAAGCGGACGAUAAGAACGGGUUUAAUGCGGUUGUCCAUAAGAUUGGAACCCCGAAACAUGUAGAAGAAUACAAAGUAAGCAAACCAUCGUACGAGCCUAUCCCAUAUCAACACGACUACCAAGUGAGCGAAGAAGCUUUCAUGCCUUCGUACGCGAGUUAUGAACACUAACAAAAUAAUGUCGGAGAUUUUAUAUUCUUAAAUAUUCAAAUGCUUUAAAUUUUACGUAAGUAUUAUAUAGAAAUGUAUAUUUGUUACUGUUAAGAUUCAAUAUCAAAAUGCUUGUAAAAAAUAUGUUAUUUCUAUCCAUUUGAAUGAACGAGGUGACAAU
Molecule: messenger RNA, 799 nt
Organism: Papilio machaon (common yellow swallowtail)
Lineage: Eukaryota; Metazoa; Arthropoda; Insecta; Lepidoptera; Papilionidae
Gene: CPR133
Product: adult-specific cuticular protein ACP-20-like
Exons: 5
Coding region: 82-639 (185 amino acids)
Cellular component (GO): extracellular matrix
Source: RefSeq, a predicted model, not a curated record